AUGUUAUCCAUGGCAUUUCAGUGUGGUGUCAAUAAUGUGUUCACAUAUUCUUUAUUGCCUUGUCAGACCCCUAGUUGCAAAACAUUCAAAGCCACAAUUUCUGUCAAUCCCAAACCAAAUCUGAUACUUUCUUCAACAAUUCUUGACCAUAAAAGGAAACCCGUUUCGAGAAACCAAAGAUACACAACUUUUGCAGCGCCAGAAGCUCUCACAAUUGAAACACCCACUGACGCUCCAUCCUCCACUGAAGCAGAAGAAUCCAUUGCCCCCCAAGAAACUGAGAAAGCUGAGGUGUUAGUGAAAAAAGUGGAGAAGCCAAGGCUGGUGUUGAAGUUUAUAUGGAUGGAGAAGAACAUUGGGCUGGCUCUUGAUCAGGUGAUACCUGGACAUGGCACUGUCCCGUUGAGUCCUUACUUUUUUUGGCCAAGGAAGGAUGCAUGGGAAGAGCUUAAAGCCACUCUAGAGAGUAAGCCAUGGAUAUCCCAGAAGAAGAUGAUCAUACUUCUCAAUCAGGCCACUGAUAUCAUCAAUUUGUGGCAGCAAAGUGGUGGCAAUCUUACCACACAAUGA
Molecule: messenger RNA, 570 nt
Organism: Dovyalis caffra
Lineage: Eukaryota; Viridiplantae; Streptophyta; Magnoliopsida; Malpighiales; Salicaceae
Source: the annotation of a GenBank genome assembly